Molecule: messenger RNA, 1524 nt
Organism: Monodelphis domestica (gray short-tailed opossum)
Lineage: Eukaryota; Metazoa; Chordata; Mammalia; Didelphimorphia; Didelphidae
Gene: FDPS
Product: farnesyl diphosphate synthase
Biological process (GO): trans, trans-farnesyl diphosphate biosynthetic process
Cellular component (GO): cytoplasm
Molecular function (GO): (2E,6E)-farnesyl diphosphate synthase activity; dimethylallyltranstransferase activity
Source: RefSeq, a predicted model, not a curated record
CACCAGCGGCAGCAGGGGUGGAAAGCGGGGAGAAGCGGAAACUACUCACCCCAGGGAGCUGUGCGUCGCUUCGAACUCUUUUUACUACUCCCUUUCCUCUUCGCUCCAAAUCUCCUGUCGAACUAAGGCUGUGUUUGCAUCUCGGGAUCAGGGAGUACCUGGUGCCCCCCCCUCCCCUGCUACCCCUACGAUGCCCCCAGCCCGCUGGCUGAGAUCGGCAGGGGCCUUCCUGCUGCCAGCCUCGCGCUGGGUAACCUGGGAGAGGCAGCUGGGUCCCCCAUGGCAGCCCUCUCUGACAAAUGGGGGCCCCGCCCUGGGGGCCCAGCACAGUGCUCGCCACUGGUGCCAAUCUCGGAGAGAGAAACCGCGAAUGAACGGAGAUCAGAAGUCAAUUUUUGCCCAAGAGAAGCAAGAUUUUGUUCAGUAUUUCUCCCAGAUUGUAAAAAUCCUGACAGAAGAAUGGACAGGACACCCUGAGGUGGAAGAUGCCAUAGCCAGGCUCAAGAAGGUCCUAGAGUACAACGCCCUCGGGGGAAAGUACAAUCGAGGAUUGUCCGUGCUGAUGGCAUUCCGAGAGCUGGUGGAGCCCCGAAAGCAGGAUGCUGACAGUCUACAGAGAGCACGUGCAGUGGGCUGGUGUGUGGAGCUGGUCCAGGCUUUCUUCCUAGUGGCAGAUGACAUCAUGGACUCUUCUCUCACUCGCCGGGGACAGCCAUGCUGGUAUAAGUCGCCUGGCAUUGGCUUGGAUGCCAUCAAUGAUGCCAUGCUGUUGGAAGCCUGCGUCUACCGCCUGCUGAAGCACUUCUGCCGUGGGCAGCCCUAUUACCUAAACCUCAUUGAACUCUUCCUCCAGUGCACUUAUCAGACUGAGAUUGGUCAAACCCUUGAUCUUAUUACAGCUCCUCAGGGCAAAGUUGAUCUUACCAGAUUCGAGGAGAAGAGAUAUAAGACCAUUGUCAAGUACAAGACGGCUUUCUACUCCUUCUACUUACCAUUUGCUUCUGCUAUGUACAUGGCGGGCAUAGAUGGGGAGAAAGAACACACUAAUGCCAAGAAUAUCCUUCUCGAGAUGGGGGAAUUUUUUCAAAUUCAGGAUGAUUACCUUGACCUUUUUGGUGACCCCAGUAUGACUGGCAAGAUUGGCACUGACAUCCAAGACAACAAAUGCAGCUGGCUGGUGGUGAAGAGCCUUCAGCUGGCAUCACCUGAGCAAAGAAAAAUUUUGGAGGAGAAUUAUGGACAGAAUGAUCCAGAGAAGAUUGCCAAAGUGAAGGAACUCUACGAGAAGCUUGAAUUGCCUGCUCUUUUCACCAAGUUUGAGGAAGAAAGUUACAGUAGACUGAUGGGGCUCAUUGAAAAGUAUUCAUCUCCCCUGCCCUCAUCCAUUUUUUUGGAAAUGGCAAAGAAGAUUUACAAACGGCAGAAAUGAUUAGGGAGUCUGAUAUGAAAGAAGCUGGGGAGGGCAGGGGACCAUGCGGGUGGAGAGGGGGGAGGAUAAACUCUCAAUAAAUUAUUGUUCUUCUA